AUGCCAGGCCCUGAGGAGGUGCCAUCGCCCGAUAAUCGAGACUACGAGUAUCACGCAAGUCGAAAUCCUCCUGUAUUGAGUACGGUUUUCAACGCAAACUUCUACGGCUGCAACAAAGCAUGCAUCAAGUCUCAGCUUGACCUACUCUGCAUCUUUCAUGAGUGCAAAGGCCGCAACCACUGCGGCAAGUAUCGAGUCCUAGAACGCCUUCCGAAGCGUCGACGCAAAUGGGACGUCGAUCGAGACGAAGAAAAAGACGAAGCAUGGGGACUGAACGCCGUGUUCGCAGUGUCCUUCUACAAGGUGUUGUUGUAUCAUACGCUCAUUUUGGCGGGACCAAUAGUCUUUUGGGGGCUGUGGUUGAAAAAAUGGCCGAGAGACUGGCAGAAUGCGUCUGUACCGUUCUUCGCUGUAGCGGUGCUGUUGUCGUUGUUUUGGCUUCCAUUUGCGCACAACGAAAGCCCAGCGGAUAGGGAGAGGAGGUCGAAGAAUAAGUUGAUUUGA
Letharia columbiana is the source of this 504-nucleotide messenger RNA. RefSeq lists its product as uncharacterized. NCBI's taxonomy places the organism in Eukaryota, Fungi, Ascomycota, Lecanoromycetes, Lecanorales, Parmeliaceae. The record is from RefSeq and is a predicted model, not a curated record. Bases 1 to 504 code for a protein of 167 amino acids. The transcript has a single exon.